UUCCCAGCCAGGGAGGCAGCGCAAGGGAACCUGCUUUGUGCAGACAGUAGCUAUGACAGUAAAGCUCUUUUUGGGAGGAGAACGGAGCUCAGCUCAGCUCUUUGGUAAUGUGAUUCUUCAGCUGCCAGGAGAAAGGGAGGCCGCCUGCCCGGUGAUUGGGAAGAAAUCUCGUUGUCUUUGUGACUAGCCAUGCUUGCCAACUCGGCCACGAUGCGGAUCCUCAUCAAGGGGGGGAAGGUGGUGAAUGACGACUGCACCCUGGAGGCUGAUGUCUACAUUGAGAAUGGCAUCAUCCAGCAAGUGGGCCGGGAGCUCAUGAUCCCGGGAGGGGCCAAGGUCAUCGACGCCACCGGGAAGCUGGUGAUUCCAGGCGGCAUCGACACCAGCACUCACUUCCACCAAACCUUCAUGAACGCCACCUGUGUGGACGACUUCUACCACGGCACCAAGGCUGCUCUGGUCGGAGGGACGACCAUGGUCAUUGGCCACGUGCUGCCUGACAGGGAGACCUCCCUCCUGGACGCCUACGAGAAGUGCCGGAGCCUGGCCGACCCCAAGGUCUGCUGUGACUACGCCCUGCACAUGGGCAUCACCUGGUGGGCCCCCAAGGUGAAGUCGGAGAUGGAGAGCCUGGUGCGGGAGAAGGGGGUGAACUCCUUCCAGAUGUUCAUGACCUACAAGGACCUGUACAUGCUGCGGGACAGCGAGCUCUACCAAGUCUUCCUCGCCUGCAAGGACAUUGGCGCCAUUGCCCGGGUGCACGCUGAGAACGGGGAGCUGGUGGCAGAGGGUGCGAAGGAGGCACUGGAUUUGGGCAUCACGGGACCAGAGGGAAUCGAGAUCAGCCGACCGGAGGAGCUGGAGGCUGAAGCCACGCACCGUGUGAUCACCAUCGCCAACCGGACUCACUGCCCCGUCUACCUGGUCAAUGUAUCCAGCAUGUCUGCCGGCGACGUCGUGGCUGCCGCUAAGAUGCAAGGGAAGGUGGUGUAUGCAGAGACCACCACGGCGCACGCCACGCUGACGGGCCUGCACUAUUAUCACCAGGACUGGUCCCACGCUGCCGCCUACGUCACCGUGCCGCCCCUGCGGCUGGACACCAACACCUCCACCUACCUCAUGAGCCUGCUAGCCAACGAUACCCUGAAUGUUGUGGCUUCAGACCACCGGCCUUUCACCAGCAAGCAGAAAGCCAUGGGCAAGGAGGACUUCACCAAGAUCCCGCACGGCGUGAGCGGAGUGCAAGACCGCAUGAGCGUCAUCUGGGAGCGGGGUGUGGUCGGGGGGAAGAUGGACGAGAACCGCUUUGUAGCCGUGACCAGCUCAAAUGCAGCCAAGAUCCUCAACCUGUACCCACGGAAGGGCCGCAUCAUCCCUGGGGCCGACGCAGACAUUGUGGUGUGGGACCCUGAAGCCGCCAGGACCAUCUCUGCCAGCACCCAGGUGCAGGGGGGAGACAUCAGCCUGUACGAGAACAUGCGCUGCCACGGGGUGCCGCUGGUCACCAUCAGCCGCGGGCGCGUGGUCUACGAGAACGGCGUCUUCAUGUGCGCUGAGGGCACUGGCAAAUUCUGCCCGCUCCGCUCCUUCCCCGACUCCGUCUACAAGAAGCUUGUCCAGCGGGAGAAGAGUAUAAAGCUUAGGGGCGUGGAGCGCAGCCCCUACCUGGGGGACGUGGCUGUGGUUGUGCAUGCUGGGAAAAAGGAGACGGGGACUCCACUUGCAGAUACCCCCACCCGACCUGCCACUCGACACGGGGGCAUGAGGGACCUUCACGAGUCCGGCUUCAGCCUAUCCGGUUCUCAGAUCGAUGACCACGUUCCAAAGCGAGCUUCGGCCCGGAUUCUCGCUCCCCCCGGAGGCAGGUCUAGCGGCAUUUGGUAAAACCAGCGACCUGUCCCCAAACUAAGGACGCAGCAGCAGCACCCCACUCCUCCUGCCGGCCCCGCCCCCACCGGAAGACCUGGCCGUGCCACCUCCACGCCCCCCCGGGCACCGAGACACCACAGUGCUGUCCUGCGGGCCGUGCCCUCCUGUGGGUGGGCCAUGGCAGGGACUGCCCUCAAUGUGUGGCCAUGCACCCGCAUUCAACCGCAGCUCCUUUCUGUGGGAUAACGUUUGCUUUGCAGGCUGCGCAGCUGGGCUCCUGGGCCCACGGCGUGCAGCGGGGGGCAGGUGGGGCGCUGGUGCGAGCCGGGCCAGGCUGGGGGAGGGAGGGAGGGCGGCCUCUACGUUCCAUUUUCUGUUUGCACGUUGGAUUUGGAUCAGUGAGUUUUGACUUGUUUGUGCAUCAUGUGAAAAUAAUCCCAGGUGGUUUGUGUCAUUAGCGUUAGGGGAGAAGCGGGAGAAAGGCCGGGCCCCACGGCAGGAAGGGGGCGCAGGACCUCCCCCAUCAGGCUGCUGAUUCCGUGCUAUGGACAGCAGGCUCAGCAAGGAGGGUGAGGCCCCGCUCCCUGGUACACAUGGAGCAAGGGCCCUCGACUAUGGCCAGAUGUGCUACCCUCCCACCUCUGGCAGUGCCAGUGGGCUGGCCCUGUUCCCCCUCCCCCCUCCGGCAGUGCCAGUGGGCUGGCCCUGUUCCCCCUCCCCCCUCCGGCAGUGCCAGUGAGCUGGCCCUGUUCCCCCUUCGGCAGUGCCAGUGGGCUGGCCUAACUCCCCCACCACCGGCAGUGCCAGUGGACUGGCCCUGUUCCCACCCUCCCUGUAACAGUGUCAUUCGGCUGCUCCAUCAGCUGGGGCACCAUGGUGGGAGGGGACACUCCCUGCUCCCCAGAGACCUGUUAGUGGGGUCGCUCGCAGUGAAAUCAGACUGGCCCUGAGCCCCAGCUCGGGGGAUGGGAUGCUCCUGAGCCAACCCUGCCUUCUCCCAGCUCCAGGGGAGCCCCUUGCUAGCCCUGCAGGGUCAGCUCUGGGAUCCUCUCGGGGCACAUGAGAGCCGGCACCCCAGAGCGCAGCCAGUCCCUGCCUCGAGGCUCUCACAACCCAAGAGCCAGGGAGAUUUCUGGUGCCAGAGGCCAGCUGUUGGGGCAUGGGGGUCCCCUGGAGCCAGAGGCCGGCUCUUGGGGCGUGGGGUGGCCCCUGGUGACAGAGGAUGGCAUUGAGGGUGGGGGCCCCCUCAAGCCAGAGGAUGGCUGUUGGGGGCUGGGGGUAUCCCUGGAGCCAGAGGCCAGCUGUUGAGGGUGGGGGUCCCCUGGUGACAGAGGAUGGCUGUUGGGAGGUGGGAGAUCCCCUGGAGCCAGAGACUGGCCGUUAGGAGAUGGGGGGUCCCCCUGAGCCCAUUGUUCUUUUCCCAACCCUGUGACAUCCUUGCUGUCUGAACCUGCCACAGCCUCCAGGAGGCUCUGGCCCCCCAGCCACUGUGCUGCUGAUACACAGGCCCCACGAGUCCCCUCAUAUCUUCUGCUUGGCUGCCAUCCCUGAGGCCAGAGCCAGCCACUGGGACAUCCUCCUGGCUGCGGUGGCCGUCUUCCCUUUGCAGAGACCCAGGAGCAGCUGAGGCCCAGUGGCCGUCUGCUGGGCCUGGCUGAGGUGAGCAGGGUCUCUGCCUGGACGGCUGCCGCUCUGGGGGCUCAGGACUUGGCAGGAGUGACUCCUCCCAGUCUGGCUGCUCGCGGGUCGGAGUUCAGCCCUGCAUGCUGGGCAGAGGCUGUGCCAGGCGGUCAUGGACUGGGGCAUCCGGACACCACAGUGAACCCCAACUCAUCCAUCAGUGGAAGCAGCAAGGAAUCCAGCUCCCGAGCGUGUGCUGGCCACGGGAGUCCCAGCCAUGAGCCACGCCUCUCACAUAAUGGUGCUAAACCGUGUUGGCCGCGAGGCUGCACAUUCCUGUGCUUUAACCAUCUGCGUCUGGCAGAACAAGAACAAGCAGAAGCCCUGAGCCCGGGGGCCCAGGGCUGGUUCUCAGUGGACUCGAGCGACUUCUCCUGUGUUUCUCCUCCAUGUUCCUUUGGGGUAGCGUGAAAUGUGAAAUGUAACUUGUGCACUUUUUCCACUAGCUGGUACCUGUAGGUGUGGGAGCAGCCAGGCGGCGGUGCUGGCUCCCGGGCCUGGGGGUGUGGGAGCAGCCGGACGGGAGGCGCUGGCUCCCGGGCCCAGGGGUGUGGGAGCGGCUGGACAAGGGGUGCUGGC
Gopherus evgoodei (Goodes thornscrub tortoise) is the source of this 4128-nucleotide messenger RNA. It is a transcript of the gene DPYSL5, whose product is annotated as dihydropyrimidinase like 5. The record is from RefSeq and is a predicted model, not a curated record. Gene Ontology annotation, molecular function: hydrolase activity, acting on carbon-nitrogen (but not peptide) bonds, in cyclic amides. Gene Ontology annotation, cellular component: cytoplasm; cytosol. The transcript is spliced from 13 exons. Lineage: Eukaryota; Metazoa; Chordata; Testudines; Testudinidae. Bases 190 to 1884 code for a protein of 564 amino acids.